AUGACUGUUUCAUGUGAUCCCAAGUGGUGUGCAGACACUAAUGGAGAUGGCUUCUUCGAUGACAGCGAGCUUGAAGCUCUCUUCACUAAAGAGCUGGAGAAGGUGUACAACUCCGAAAAUGAAGAAGACGACAUGGUGGAGAUGGAGGAAGAGAGACUGCGAAUGAGAGAGCACGUUAUGAAUGAGGUGGACACCAAUAAAGACAGACUCGUGUCACUGAGCGAGUUCAUGGCGGCCACUCAGAAGGAGGAGUUCUUAGAGAAAGACGAGUGGGAGACUUUAGAUCAAAACCCCCUUUACAACGAGGAGGAGCUGAGAGAGUACGAACAGCAUCUGGUCAACGAGGAGAAUGACAUCACCAUGAAGUCGGUGGAGCUGCAGAAACAGAGGGAGGAGCUGGAAAGGAAACAGGAAGAACUUAGUGCUCAGAAGUUGGGGCUCCAGCAGGCAGUAGAAGAAAUGGAAAGGAUAAAAGCUGAGGUCAAACAGCCGGGCGUUCCUGUAGCUGAAGGUGGACCAGGAAACAGUCAACGUCUGCCCCCUGCUCACCAGCAGCAGGAUGUACCUGUACCAGGACACUCUUAGCAAUACUCUGUGUGGUGCCAGUGAGUGUGUGUGUGUGAGUGUGUGUGUGUGUGUGUGUGUGUGUGUGUUAGCCUAGUAAUGAUUCAAAUGUUCCAUUUUUGUUUAGAUUUUUCAAAACGCCACUUUGACACAAACAUGUCUAAAUAUUAAGAGCACUUAAGAGAAUCUGAUUUCAGGCUUCAGAUUUGGUGCCAGGGCCCACGAUGCCCGAUGUGGGCUGCAUAAAUCAGAACCGUGGAGCUGGUCCAGUUUUCUUCGUGAACAAUCGACCCUUUUGUUUUUGUUAUUUUGAUCUCGUAUCACAGCAAGGACUCUGUUCUCCACGGGAAGUGCUUUGGGGUGAAAUGACCUGAAAAGUGAACGUUUUUGUUUAGUGCACACUGUACCUCGUUGUCUCUUAGAGGAUAAGGAUUUAUUUAUUCCGUUAAAUAGAGCUGAUUGGUGCAUAACAAUGAAUGUCAGAAACUUAACUUGAUAGUUUAAGUAGUGCUGCUAGCUAAAGAAUGACAUAGUAUUAUUUACACGUUUCACGUCGUGAUAUUUGAAGCAAACAUUCUGGAUCUAUAGGAUAAUGUUCUUUCUUUAAUUACUUGUUUUAAUUUCCUUUUGGUUUCAUGUUUUUAAAAUGUGACCAUGUGUGUUGCUUUAAAACGUAAGCUUUCAAUCAAUAUUUCAAAAUCAAAGUAGAUUUUGUUCUCUUAUACCUCUUAACUGUUUUAGAUGAGCUGUGUCACGAUUCUCUUCAGCAAUCAUUUAGUGUUUCAGACCUUCUGCCGUAAAACUCUUUUAUUUUUUUAUUAAGUUUAUACCUACAUGAAGUUCAUAUAUCCGAUGACUGCAGAACCUAUUUAGUUUACAUUUGAAGUUACAUAGUAUAUAUUAAAAUCCUUUAAUUUAAUAUAAUUGUGCUGCUGUUAGUGACGAUUGUUUGGAUUCUAAAAUUGGUGUGUCUGUGCAUUUGUGUCAUUUUUUCAUGAUAGAAUAAUUAUUUAUUUACGCGCUACAACAAAGAUGGGAAAAUGUAAGUAAACUCCAAACAGAGCUAGUCACAGGGUCAAAGAUAGGUAAUGUUUUGAGAAAUGGAGGUACAAUAGUUAUGUCCUUUCCAAAAAUCUGUUAAAUCUGUCCACCACCCAACGUCGUGUGUGGGGAACUCAUGAAACUGUUGAACAAGGUUUGAAUGUGGACAAUAAAAUGAAUGAGCUUGCA
Molecule: messenger RNA, 1794 nt
Organism: Cottoperca gobio
Lineage: Eukaryota; Metazoa; Chordata; Actinopteri; Perciformes; Bovichtidae
Product: nucleobindin-2-like
Exons: 6
Coding region: 1-585 (194 amino acids)
Cellular component (GO): extracellular exosome; endoplasmic reticulum-Golgi intermediate compartment
Molecular function (GO): calcium ion binding
Source: RefSeq, a predicted model, not a curated record